AGAAGAAGGCAGGAGGAAAAAAGAAGAAGCCGAAGAAGAAGACGACCGUCGUUAAGCGAAACAUCAUCAUGGUCGGCGCGCAGGAGGCGCCCAUCGGGCCGCUGAUGGCGGAAUCGGACAGGGCGAAGAUCAAGACGGGUCACGAGAAGUCAAAGAACAAGGAGAGCAACGGAGAUAUUGCGGAUUCCGAGCCAGAAUCCGACUCCGGAUCCGAUUCCGUUUCUACCAAGGAGACGCAUCACGACAAGGACGGCAGCGAGGGGGAGGCUGAGGACGACGACUGGAACAGCUUCAACCUGAAGAAGCGCAAGGAGACGUUGGAGACGAAGUCGCGAUGCUCACACAGCGUGCACUGUCCGCACUUCCCUGAGGACAAGCAGGAGUGGUGGUGGCUGUACGUGGCGAACCGGCGGCACCGACCCCUACCCGCCCGCCCCCAUAUUAACCACCUCCCCCUCUCUCUCCCUCUAAUUUUAAAUACCAUACUAAUUAUACUCUUAUGA
Molecule: messenger RNA, 503 nt
Organism: Priapulus caudatus
Lineage: Eukaryota; Metazoa; Priapulida; Priapulimorpha; Priapulimorphida; Priapulidae
Product: translocation protein SEC63 homolog
Exons: 4
Coding region: 69-503 (144 amino acids)
Source: RefSeq, a predicted model, not a curated record